AUGGACCAGUGUCUUGGGAAGAGAGUUGUGAAGGAGGAAAAGUUCCCACAUACUCAGAAACUCCCUCAUAGGUGGGGACACAGGAGCACUUGGGAAUUUCAGAGAGGAACACAGCAACAGGUGUUUGGAUGGAAGCAAAACGGACAGAAUUCACCACAGAAAUUGUUGCCAACCCGCACUUCCCAGCUGCGUCAGUGUUUGCAUGCCGGGAAGUACAAGCCUUGGCUGCGGACUGCGACCCCAGAGAUUGAUAUGCUGCUGGCUACCACCAAAGCCUGUGGAACAGACCUGGAGAUCAGCCUACAAACGAAGGGAGGUCAAAUCAAAGCUGAGCACCAGAGGCUGUGUGGCCAAAGAAGAGGAAGGGAAUUUGUUCCUGCGGUCAUAGGUGCACUGGUUAAAUCCCCACAGUUUGCCUGA
Rangifer tarandus platyrhynchus (Svalbard reindeer) is the source of this 420-nucleotide messenger RNA. The record is from the annotation of a GenBank genome assembly. Lineage: Eukaryota; Metazoa; Chordata; Mammalia; Artiodactyla; Cervidae.